AUGGAGAUCUCUCGCUCCCCCUCGCUGCAGUUUGCGCCGCAGAACCUGACGGACAAGCCCCCCCUGCUCAUCCGAGAUGAGCAUUCCACAAGAAUCGAGCGGGUGAUGGACAACAACACCACGGUAAAGUUGGUGCCCAUCAAAAUCGUGCACUCAGAGAGCCAGCCCGAGAAGAGUCGCCAGAGCCUGGCACGCCCGGCCGAGUUGCCCGCUCUGCCCAGAGGGCUGGAGCGGGACCAGAUCAAGACACUGAGCACAUCGGAGCAGAGCUAUUCCCGCUUCUGUGUGUACACACGGCAGGGCCCCGAGGCUGAGGCCACACCGAGACCCCAGCCACCUGCGCCCCAGCCCCCGGGGCCCCCCACAGCCCCUGCACUGGACAUCUGCGUCUCCCCUCUAGGGCUCAGCUACACCAAGACCAAAGAGAAGACGACAGAGGACCUGAAGUCCGAGGAGCUGGCCAGGACGAUAGUGGGCAAGGAUAAGUCCUUGGCAGACAUCCUGGAACCCAGAGUGAAAAUCAAGACCACCAUGGACCUGAUGGAGGGAAUCUUCCCCAAAGACGAGCAUCUCCUGGAGGAGGCUCAGCAGUGGAGGAAGCUGCUCUCCAAAAUCCCCUCUCCCAGGACCACAGAGGAGAAGGAACAGGAGCCAAGUGUGCCAGCUGCUGUGUCUCUGGCCACCAAUUCCACCUACUAGAGCACUUCCGCCCCCAAGGCGGAACUGCUAAUCCAGAUGAAGGGCCUGUGGCAGCAGGAGCCUGAGGAGGAUUCAGGGAGCAACUUCGACCGGGACCUGUCCCUGAAGAAGCAGGAGCUCAUCGACAGCAUCAGUCGCAAGCUGCAGGUGCUCCGAGAAGCCCAAGAAAGCCUGCUCGAGGACAUCCAGGCCAACCCCGCUCUGGGGGGUGAGGUGGAGGCCAUCGCGAAAGGUGUCUGCAAACCCAAUGAGUUCGCCAAGUUCCGAAUGUUCAUCGGAGACUUGGACAAAGUGGUGAACCUGCUGCUGUUCCUGUCGGGCCGCCUGGCCCUAGUGGAAAACGCCUUCAAUAACUUGGAAGACAGCCCUUCUCCUGGCGAUGGGCAGUCUCUGCUGGAGAAGCAGAGAGUCCUCAUCCAGCAGCACGAGGAUGCCAAGAAACUCAAAGAGAACCUGGACCGCCAUGAACGCAUCGUGUUUGACAUCCUGGCCGCCGACCUCAGAGAGGAGAGCCUGGCAGACUAUGAGCACUUCGUGAAGAUGAAGUCGGCCCUCAUCAUUGAGCAGCGGGAGCUGGAGGACAAAAUCCACCUGGGGGAAGAACAGCUGAAGUGCCUGCUUAACAGCCUGCAGCCCGAAAGAGCCAAGUAAGUGGCCAGUCAGCCUGGCAGAGGGCAGCCACGGCCUCGGAGCUCCAUCGCCAUGCAUGGUAUCACUUAAUGAACCUUUUAGUUUCCUUUUGGAACGGAGCCAUUUCCCUCACACAUGACUACAUGAGAC
Molecule: messenger RNA, 1479 nt
Organism: Heterocephalus glaber (naked mole-rat)
Lineage: Eukaryota; Metazoa; Chordata; Mammalia; Rodentia; Bathyergidae
Product: protein Shroom2-like
Biological process (GO): actin filament organization
Cellular component (GO): adherens junction; apical plasma membrane; cortical actin cytoskeleton
Molecular function (GO): actin filament binding
Source: RefSeq, a predicted model, not a curated record